AUGGCGACUGAUGCGCAGAUGGCCCAGGUUGCCGAGCUGGAGGUAGGAUUUAGCGAAUAUCGUAUGAAAAAAUGAAGCGUUUUCAGGUGGAAAUGAUGUCGGACAUGUACCGCCGGAUGACAAACUCUUGCCAGGCCAAGUGCAUCGCCACCGCCUUCAAAGAGUCGGAACUUACCAAGGUACGGAACCCAUUGGAAACCAGAUCAAUACUGUCUGCGUUCAGGGAGAAGCGGUGUGCCUGGAUCGUUGCGUCGCCAAAUACCUGGAUGUGCACGAGAAACUGGGAAAACGGCUGACGAGUAUGUCGCAGGGAGACGAGGCCGCCCUUCAGAAGAUCGCCCAGCAGUGA
Caenorhabditis sp. 36 PRJEB53466 is the source of this 349-nucleotide messenger RNA. The record is from the annotation of a GenBank genome assembly. NCBI's taxonomy places the organism in Eukaryota, Metazoa, Nematoda, Chromadorea, Rhabditida, Rhabditidae.